This is a messenger RNA of Prunus armeniaca (apricot), 198 nucleotides long. NCBI's taxonomy places the organism in Eukaryota, Viridiplantae, Streptophyta, Magnoliopsida, Rosales, Rosaceae. The record is from the annotation of a GenBank genome assembly.
AUGAUGUCGGAUAUCAAUAUGCUUGGUUCGGGAAUGCUCAACAGGAUUAUGAGAAAUACUUAUGGCACUUUGAUUAUCACAGAAAAUGAGCAGCUUACCUUGAUUAAAGCCAUAAUCACACAACAUUUGCUUCAUCCACAGAACUUGAGUACAACAACUCCCGGCUGCAAUGUACUCAGCUUCAGCUGUGGAAAGUGA